CUCUCAGCCUCUGUACCUCCUUCUGAGCCCCUCCUCUCGUGUUGACAUGGUUUCAUUUGAAUGUCUCUCUAAAUACACAGCUUUUGCCACUUGAGAUCUCAGUUGUAGUUGUGAUCUGUUAGCAUGCUCAUCUGACCCUGCAGCUGACAGGUAAAUUAGCUGCUGCGUUCUGGACUUCUCUGCGCACAUGAACAGAAGGGAAGAAGAGGGGAAAAGCACAGGCUUGUGGAUGUUCAAGACUUUGAUUACAGCUUUCUGAGUAUUUUGGCUCUGUCUAGUUUGAACUGCUUGUUAAUGAUUAGCAUUUAAGUGGAUAAGGAAGGACUUUCCUGAGAAGUAGUACAGAAGAACAUGAAUUUUCAUUUAGUUUGUAUUGUGUAUUGAGAUAUUACCCAGUGCAAAUCACACAUAUUCGUGAAUUAAAAAAAAAAAAACCUUAUUAAGUAGCGAAUGGCUCAUUUGUGUUAAACUUAUUCUUUUAUUAAAAUUAAACAAUGAGGGACAGACUCUAUUCUGGACAGUUCAAGGAACAAAGAAUACAGGACAUAAAGGCAUCUUGACCAGCAGACAACUUUCUGAAUUUCAUGUUUUGGAAUUUUUUGUGGCCAAUCAAAAGUUUGUAAGGACAUUUUUAUUGACAAAUCAACAUCUAAUGGAAGGACAGCAUAACUUGGUACCAUCCUUAUCCUCCCUACUUGCACUGCAGUUGUUUCUGCUUCUUCUGCCACUGACAGAAAGUGUGACCGUAGUGCCAUGGAAACCCUGUACAGAUCUCCAUCCAGUGGACCUGUUGUCUCGAGUGCUACCCCGUAACAGAGAGGCUCUGGCUGGGGUCCGUAUGGCGCAGGAGGGAGGUGCUCGUGGGGUCCAGUUCUUCAGACCUACACAAGCACUCACCUUUCCAUCGUCUCAGCUCUUCAUUAACUGCCCUCUCUUCCCUGCAGAAUUCUCCAUAGUGGCCACUGUAAAAGUGCCUGACACCAGAAUGAAGAGGAAUGAGUACUUGUUCGCUGUGGUGAAGGAGGAUGCCAAUCAACUCCUGCUUGGCCUGCGUUUCUCUAAAGAGAAAGUCCAUCUCAUCUAUCAGGGCUCAAUGGGGAGGGAACGUCUCAGCUUUAAAAGAAUCCACCUGGUGGACAACCGCUGGCACAGCAUGGUGUUGGCCGUCAGUGGUCACCAUGCCACCCUCACUCUGGACUGCGGCGUCCCUCUGGAACUGGUCCAUAAACAGCCAUUUCCCUCUGAUCUCAGCACCGAUGGAUCCAGGUUCCACAUUGGAAGUCGAAGGAAGUGGAAAGGCCUGUUCUCUGGUUUACUACGCCAGCUUUUCCUUUUGCCCGGACCAGACGCAACGCCACGUGUUUGUCCCUCUUCCAAACCAUCACUGGUUGAGCUUUCUGUCCCUACAUUCCUGUCAAACUUGCCAGUGAAAUCCCAAAUGAAUGAUGUCUUGCUCCCUCCAUAUGAGAUGGAGGUCCGUGUGACUCUGGGGUCUAAACCAGCAUGCACUGCGGCAGAACUGGGACAACUCUGGUUUGACACUCUUAAAAGAGGCCUUUUCCUAUGUGAUGGUGCAUACUGGCACUCUAUGUUGCAAGAGGAAGACAGACUAGACUAUGUAGACGAUUACCAGGACCUCUACACUACCUCAGAGACUUUGGACAUUGAGCUCUUCCAGAUCCCCUCUGUUGGGCUGUUUGCUGCAAUGGCUCAUCGGGCUAACAAACCGGGCUCUGCCAUCUACCGCUGGAACCACGGCCACUUCCAGCUCUACCAGAACAUCAGCACCUUUAAAGCCCAGGCAUGGAAGCAAUUCACUGUAGGGCGGAAGAUGUUCUUGGCGGUGUCGAACUCCGUGGGCCCAGUGGACGGAGAACGAGAGCUGUCUGUGAUCUAUCGGUGGAGAAAUAAGAGGCUGAAGUUUGUGCGUUAUCAGACCCUGGAGACGCACAGCGCUCGUGACUGGGAGGCCUUUCAUAUUAAUAAUGAAGCUUUUUUAGCUGUGGCUAAUCACAGAACAGAGAAUGGCAAUCACAACAUUGACAGCGUUGUUUAUAAGUGGAACCCAGGCACCAAGACGUUUGAGGUGAACCAAACCAUCUCGACAUCAGGAGCUUAUGACUGGGAAUUUUUCACCGUAGGGCCCUACCACUUCCUAGCAGUGGCCAAUGCAUUUGAUGGCACCUCCACCCAAACAGAUUCAUCCAUCUACAUCUGGCUUGGUGGAGCCUUUCAGCUUUUUCAGACUAUAAGGACAUUUGGGGCUACAGACUGGGAGAUGUUUCAGAUUGGAAACAGAGUCUUCCUAGUUGUUGCUAAUGGACACAUGCUGUGUGAGAGAGGACCAAGCCUUUAUACCAUCAACUCAACUAUAUAUGAACUUGAUAUGACAACCAAGAUGUUCCUCAAAUUCCAAGACAUUGUAACAUACAGUGCGGUGGAUUGGGAAUUAUUUUCUGUUGGAGAUGAGCACUUCUUAGUCGUAGCCAACUCUUAUGAUGGAUCAUCUUACUCUUUGAACAGUGUUAUAUACAGAUGGCAGGGAUAUGAGGGCUUUGUUCCUGUCCAUCGGUUGCCUACUAUUGGAUGCAGUGACUGGGAGUUCUUUACCUCAGCAGAGGGUCCAUACCUGAUGUACUCCAGUGCCAAAGCACCUCUCUCCAAAGUCUUCAAGCUGAGGAUCCACUGAGGGCACAAACAAUAGUUCAGUUUUUGCUUA
Messenger RNA from Sinocyclocheilus anshuiensis, 2719 nucleotides. RefSeq names its product thrombospondin-type laminin G domain and EAR repeat-containing protein-like. Bases 653 to 2689 code for a protein of 678 amino acids. Gene Ontology annotation, biological process: signal transduction. Lineage: Eukaryota; Metazoa; Chordata; Actinopteri; Cypriniformes; Cyprinidae. The record is from RefSeq and is a predicted model, not a curated record. The transcript is spliced from 12 exons.